UCUAAUAAUAUUUGUCCAUGUCUGUUUUCUCUCUCUAAAAAUCUCUCCUCCAUCUUCCUUUCACUCUGAUUCAGCCCUGGCCCCUGUUCUCCUCCACUAAUAAAGUCCCAUAAUUCAAUAACUGCAUUAUACUAGCAUUUCCCUUUUCUUCCCAUUUUCACUCUCCCUACAAACUGUCACACUAUAUUCUCCACACCCUAGAAACUGUCACACUAUAUUCUUCUCACCGGUCCAUCUAUUCUCUCCGGUUCUACCACAAUUUUUGUUCUCUCUAGAAAUUUGCAGAUGAUUGUCAGCUUUCUUGCAUAUAGACAGUUUGUUGUUCCGAUUUUGAUGACUUCUGCGCAAUUGGGUCUUUGAGAAUAGCUGGAAAACCAUGUCACCGGCUCUGGUUGAGACGCCGUUGCCGGAAUCAUCGUCGAUGGCGUCUUCGCCUUCUCCUGGGAAUUCCAUCGCCGAGAAUCGUCGUUUUCCUGAGCUUAGAGGGGUCCAGUGGCGUAUAGAUUUGGGGAUUUUGCCUUCCUCUUCUUCAAUUGAUGAUCUCCGUCGGGUCACAGCAGAUUCUCGGAGGAGAUAUGCUACUUUGAGGAGGCGCCUCCUAGUUAAUCCACAUGUUCCAAAAGAUGGAAAUAGCUCUCCUGAUCUUGUCGUGGACAAUCCAUUGUCUCAAAACCCAGAUAGCAUAUGGGGUCGCUUUUUCCAGAAUGCUGAAUUGGAGAAAAUGGUUGACCAGGAUUUGUCACGUUUGUAUCCUGAACAUGGAAGUUACUUCCAGACACUGGGAUGCCAAGACAUGCUGAGACGAAUUUUAUUAUUGUGGUGUCUUAGUCACCCAGAACAUGGUUAUGGACAAGGAAUGCAUGAACUCUUGGCGCCACUGUUAUAUGUUCUUCAAGUUGAUGUGGAGAAUCUUUCACUAGUGCGAAAGCUUUAUGAAGACCACUUCACUGACAAAUUGGAUGGUUUCUCAUUUCACGAAAGUAACUUGAUAUAUGAUUUUGAUCUUGAAAAAAUUUCAGAGUCCAUGGAAGAUGAAACUGACUCCCAAAAUAGUUCAUUGAAGGUUUGUAGUCUUGACGAACUUGAUCCCAUGAUACGAGCCAUUGUUUUGUUAAGUGAUGCUUACGGGGCAGAAGGUGAACUAGGUAUCGUCUUGUCCGAGAAAUUCAUGGAACAUGAUGCCUACGGCAUGUUUGAUGCUUUAAUGGGUGGGGCUGGUGGUGCAGUUGCCAUGGCAGAAUUUUUCUCACCUUCUGCUUUAGGUGGCUCACACACUGGGUUACCUCCUAUUAUUGAAGCAUCUUCUGCACUGUACUACUUGCUUUCUAUAAUUGAUUCAUCUCUCCAUGACCAUCUUGUUGAGCUAGGAGUUGAACCCCAGUACUUUGCGCUCCGCUGGUUACGAGUUUUAUUUGGGCGUGAGUUUGGACUUGAAGACCUCUUGAUAAUCUGGGAUGAAAUAUUUGCAUCUGACAGCCAUAAAUCAUACAGUAGUGCUGAAAAUGAUGCGUGGUUCAGCUUUAGGGUCCUUAGUUCGCCCAGGGGAGCAUUCAUCUCGUCUAUGGCCAUUUCUAUGAUACUUUAUUUGAGAUCUUCCCUGCUUGCCUGUGAGAAUGCUACUUCCUGUCUUCAGAGAUUGCUGAAUUUUCCAGCGAAUGUAAAUCUGAAGAAACUGAUAAUGAAGGCAAAAUCCUUGCAGGCUAUUGCACUGGAUGCUAAUAACUCAACCUCACUGCCAACACAAACAGAAGCAUAUAGCCGGAAUAAAUCAGUGGUUGUGAGAGGUCAUAGCCUUCCAUCAGAUUCUAUUUCUCCGAGAACUCCACUGAGUUUGGUAGCUGAGAGCUAUUGGGAAGAGAGGUGGAUAGUUCUGCACAAGGCAGAGGAAAUUAAUGAAGGUAGUGUAGAAAAACAAGUUCCCAACCAUAGAAAGGGUUGGUCGGAGAAAAUGAGAUUGCGUUUAUCUAGAACUGAAUCUGCCCCAUCCCCAUCAAUAGUUGAUGGUGGGAAAAAGGAACCUGUGUUAUCUGCUGGGAGAAGUUCACUGGAAGAUUUGUCCCAGCAUCUUAGAUCAGAGGAAAAUACUGAGAAAAUAGUGUGCAAUGAAGGUUUAGGCCAAAAGCAUCCUUCCUCUGUGAAUGUUGAGGUGGAUCGACAAGAUGGUACUGGUAAGAAUUUCACUUGCACAGCUGAGAGAUGUUUGAGUGGUAAUGCUGGCAGCAAAACUAACUCUUCUAUUUUCUCAGAUCCGCCAAGCCCUCUCAGUGGAGCUAAUGACCAAGAAAGCGAAUCAGAGAGAAGUAGUGUUGCAUCAAAUUUAGCUGUUAAUAAAAAUGAUGCUGAUCCCAAUAAUGCUGAGUCAUAUAGGAUAGACCCAGAAGACUCACCUUCUCCAGUCCCGGAUUCCCCAGAGGAGAUCUCUUUGAAAUCUGGACAGAAUGGUAAUUCUAUGGGAAAGUCAGCAACAGGUUUGAAGGAGCGGAAGCUUCUAUUAGGUAAAUUCAAUUGGUUUUGGAAGUAUAGACGUAAUAGUUCUGAGGGGAUGUCUGACAAAGGAGGUCCUUCCGAGGCUACAAAAGCUUCCUAUGGUGCGAGCAUUCAAAACAUUGCAGGAAUCUCUUCCUCAGCUGACGAGUCUAAUAGUUCUUCUUUAAUAAGCAAAGGAGAUGCUGUAGACCAGAAUGUGGAGGUUACUCUGAGGAAUCUUGGACAGUCCAUGCUUGAGAAUAUUCAGGUGAUUGAGUCGGUUUUCCAGCAAGAUUGUGGACAAGUGGAGUCCCUAGAAAACUUAUCUAAAAAUGUUCUGGUGGGCGGAGGACAAGUUACAGCCAUGGCAGCUUUGAAGGAGCUUCGGAAAAUCAGCAACAUUUUAUCUGAGAUUUGAGGUGGGAGUUAUUUAACAUUAACCUGUAUAUAUACUUUGUUAUACUAAUACUUUUUUCAAGUGCCAAUAUAUAUAUAUAUAUACAUAUACACACGAGUUUCUUCACCUUCUCAUAUCUUUCUAUCUUCUGUUAGAUUCUUUUAUUUUUUUUUUUUGGUCAGAGCCUGAUGUGUAAUAUGAUACUAAAUUUUUUUUUUGUUUUUCGGUCAGAGCCUGAUGUGUAUUAUGAUACUAAAUUUUUUUUUUGGUCAGAGGCUGAUGUGUAAUAUGAUACAAGGUUUCUGUUGUAAUAUGAUACUAAAAAUUGUAAUUCCUUUGAAAGUUUCAGUAGCUGUCAGCA
Messenger RNA from Cornus florida, 3224 nucleotides. RefSeq lists its product as uncharacterized. The transcript is spliced from 5 exons. NCBI's taxonomy places the organism in Eukaryota, Viridiplantae, Streptophyta, Magnoliopsida, Cornales, Cornaceae. The record is from RefSeq and is a predicted model, not a curated record. The coding region runs from base 377 to 2884 and encodes 835 amino acids. Gene Ontology annotation, biological process: activation of GTPase activity. Gene Ontology annotation, molecular function: GTPase activator activity.